GUCUUAUCCAACCACAUCUCAUUUGAUUCAACCAUUAUUCAUCUCCAAGCAGGGGAGGAAGAGUAAUCCAUUCCGCAUUACACAGGAGCUCGGAAAACACUGAAGCUCUGGAAAUGGCUACUGCUACGCCUGCAACUCUGCUCCGUGCGACAUCCUUCUCCUCUGGCAGAAGAUCCUUCAUCUCCUCCUCAUCUGUUAAGCCCUCCUCUUCCAAACUUGUGGUCACAUGCCGUGCACAGAAGCAAACCCCAACCCCUGAAGAGGUUUUGCCCUCCGCCGUCACACGCAGGUUCGCUCUCACUCUUCUGGCGGGAGCAGCGGCCGUCAGUACCAAAGUUUCUCCAGCAGACGCUGCUUAUGGAGAAGCCGCAAAUGUGUUUGGAGCGCCAAAGAAGAACACGGAUUUCGUCACCUACAAUGGAGAGGGAUUCAAGAUAUUGAUCCCGGCAAAAUGGAACCCUAGCAAGGAAGUGGAGUACCCGGGGCAGGUUCUGAGAUACGAGGACAAUUUUGAUGGUAACAGCAAUAUUUCCGUCAUGGUUACGCCCACCGAUAAGAAAAAUAUCAGUGAUUUUGGUUCUCCUCAGGAAUUCCUUUCUCAGGUAGAUUAUUUACUUGGAAAACAAGCUUAUUCUGGAAAGACAGCAUCAGAGGGAGGAUUUGACACCAAUGCGGUAGCAACUGCAUCUUUGUUAGAGUCUGGAAAUCCCGUGAUCAAUGGGAAGCAAUACUACACCUUAUCUGUGUUAACAAGAACUGCUGAUGGGGAUGAAGGAGGGAAACAUCAACUCAUCUCAGCAACUGUAUCUGAUGGGAAGUUGUAUGUAUGCAAGGCUCAAGCUGGUGACAAGAGAUGGUUUAAAGGAGCAAGGAAGUUUGUUGAAAGUGCAACAAGUUCCUUCAAUGUUGCUUAAUCAUUUAUCUUAAAUGAGUGCUUUGGUAAAAUGUAUAUGAUAAAACAUUUGUUUUUGGUACUAUGCCUUUGCCCUUUAAAUAAAUUUUCAAUCUUGUAAGUUUU
Molecule: messenger RNA, 1018 nt
Organism: Cryptomeria japonica (Japanese cedar)
Lineage: Eukaryota; Viridiplantae; Streptophyta; Pinopsida; Cupressales; Cupressaceae
Product: oxygen-evolving enhancer protein 2, chloroplastic
Exons: 4
Coding region: 114-914 (266 amino acids)
Biological process (GO): photosynthesis
Cellular component (GO): extrinsic component of membrane; photosystem II; photosystem II oxygen evolving complex
Molecular function (GO): calcium ion binding
Source: RefSeq, a predicted model, not a curated record